Messenger RNA from Trifolium pratense (red clover), 846 nucleotides. RefSeq lists its product as uncharacterized. The record is from RefSeq and is a predicted model, not a curated record. NCBI's taxonomy places the organism in Eukaryota, Viridiplantae, Streptophyta, Magnoliopsida, Fabales, Fabaceae. The transcript has a single exon. Bases 1 to 846 code for a protein of 281 amino acids.
AUGGCCAAAGUCUUGAUGUUAGCAUUAGUCUUACUCCAGGUGAUCUCUAUCACAGUGUUUGCAAAUGAGGCUAAUUAUCCUUACAACAAACACCACAAACAUCAUCACCAUCACCCAUCAGUCCCAACCACUGCCCCUGCUCAACCACCAUCUUCUCACAAUGAACACCACCGACAUCAUCACCAUCAUUCAUCUUCUCCAACGCCUUCCCCUAUUCAAUCACCAUCACCUUCCCCUACAAAAACUCUUAGUCUAGAUAAUCCUAACAAAGAACACCACAAACAUCAUCACCCAUCCUCCCCGAAAUCUGCCCCUGUUCAACCACCGUCUCCUUCCCCUAGUCAUUCUCACCAUAAACAUCAUCAUCCAUCCUCCCCGAAAACUGCCCCCGUUCAACCUCCGUCUCCUUCUCCUAGUCAUUCUCACCACAAACAUCAUCACCCGUCCUCCCCAAAGUCUUCCCCUGUUCAACCACCAUCUCAUUCCCCUAGUCAUUCUCACCACAAACAUCACCACCCAUCCUCCCCAAAAUCUGCCCCUGUUCAAUCACCAUCUCAUUCCCCUAGUCACAAACAUCAUCACCCAUCCUCCCCGAAAUCUGCCCCUAUUCAAUUACUGUCUCCUUCUCCUAGUCAUUCUCACCACAAACAUCACCACCCAUCCUCCCCAAAAUCUGCCCCUGUUCAACCACCAUCUCAUUCCCCUAGUCACAAACAUCACCACCCAUCCUCCCCAAAGUCUGCCCCUGUUCACCCACCAUCUCCUACCCCUAACCAUAGUCACAAAGAACACCACCAACAUCAUCACCAUCAUCCAUCAGCCCCAGCCCCUUCUCAUGUUCAAUAG